AUGACCAUUAUCGCAAUCAUAUAUGAUAUUUUGGAUCAUCCUUCUGCUUCUCCUACACCCGCAUCCGAUGACUGUGAUGAUGUCGCUUCUCUCUCUCUCUCUCUCUCCACCAACGUGGUUGUGGCUCCUUCUUCCUUGUCUCCAUUGUUCACACUCUUCACCAACGUGGUUGUAGCUUUCUCGUCACAGUACCAAUGGUCAGCAAUGCAAUCGACGACUUGGAGAUACAAAAAAAAACAAGAUAUAUUGAAACGAUUGAUUGUGCAUAUGUCCAUGGAUGAAAUUUUGUUUCUUUACAACAAUUGUUUCUCGUGCUCCUCUUCCGCUAUGGCUUCCACCAUUAAAUUUUGGAAUGUUUAUCGUGGUGUGAUGCUUGAUUCCUACGAUACUGGAUCUCAAGUGGUGGAUAAUGAAGCCCUUGCUGCUGCAACUUGGAGCCAUAUCUAUCAGCCAAAGCAAUCCAUAUGGUCGGGUUUGAUGCAAGAAGAAACUACCAGCUGGAUCUGGAACGCCUCCUCGUAG
Molecule: messenger RNA, 522 nt
Organism: Halteromyces radiatus
Lineage: Eukaryota; Fungi; Mucoromycota; Mucoromycetes; Mucorales; Cunninghamellaceae
Exons: 5
Coding region: 1-522 (173 amino acids)
Source: RefSeq, a predicted model, not a curated record